Molecule: messenger RNA, 617 nt
Organism: Nestor notabilis (Kea)
Lineage: Eukaryota; Metazoa; Chordata; Aves; Psittaciformes; Psittacidae
Product: glutathione S-transferase theta-1
Exons: 4
Biological process (GO): glutathione metabolic process
Cellular component (GO): cytoplasm
Molecular function (GO): glutathione transferase activity
Source: RefSeq, a predicted model, not a curated record
GGCCAUCAAAUAGCCAAGGAGCUGGCAAAGUCAGCCUCUUGAAGAAAGUACCAGCACUAAAGGAUGGAGACUUUACCCUAGAAGAAUGCACUGCCAUCCUGCUGUAUCUGAGUCAAAAGUACAACACACCCGACCACUGGUACCCAUCAGACAUACAGAAACGGGCCCAGGUAGAUGAAUACCUCUCAUGGCACCACACCAACAUCCGCGCUAAUGCUCCUAAGACCAUGUGGAUCAAGGUGCUGAUUCCCCUCUUCACAGGGCAGCCACAGCCCCCUGAGAAACUCCAGGAGGUUAUGGAGGGGCUGUUCGCUUCUCUGAAGCAAUUUGAGGAGAGGUUUCUGCAGGACAAGGCUUUUAUCAUCGGGAGUGAGAUCUCUCUGGCAGAUCUUGUGGCCAUUGUGGAGCUGAUGCAGCCUGUGGGAGUUGGUUGUGACAUCUUUGAGGACAGACCUCGGCUGAUGGAGUGGCGCAGGCGGGUGGAGGAUGCUGUGGGGAAAGAGCUUUUCUUUCAAGCCCAUGAGAUGAUCUUCAAUAUCAAAGAACUGAGCAACAUUCAAAUUCAUCCACAGCUGAAGGAGUAUCUGGCACCUGUGUUGAUGGAGAUGUUGAAAUGA